This is a messenger RNA of Morone saxatilis (striped sea-bass), 1406 nucleotides long. RefSeq lists its product as uncharacterized. The record is from RefSeq and is a predicted model, not a curated record. The coding region runs from base 142 to 936 and encodes 264 amino acids. The transcript is spliced from 7 exons. NCBI's taxonomy places the organism in Eukaryota, Metazoa, Chordata, Actinopteri, Moronidae.
UACCGUAGUGAGCUGCAGCUUUAGCAUCGCUGCUCGGGGAUGACUCGUUUGUGCGAAUUUCCCGUUACAAUGACCCGGUGUUACGUGUUCGGUCUCUAACCGGUUAAUGUCUGCAGCUAGCGUUUGUAUGGCCGCUCCAACAUGAUGACUUACCAGGUUAAUGCAUCGCAACCUACCGCAAAGGCUUUAAUAUCAGGGGCGAGCUCGAAUUGCAGCCAGCGCGGCCCUGAUGCGGUUGGAUAUCCGACGUACAGGAACUUCGGGAUGGGAGCGGGUGGAGGACAAGCAGCUCUCAGACAAAAUAAUCGCAUGAGGAGGAAAUUUCCUGCCAUACAACCCCUGAGCAAGUCCGGCGAUUGGAAAACGUUGGUUAGCGGCAUCAUAGCUGCAGGGUCACCUAACUUAGCCAAAGAUGACCACCUGGAGUCAGAGAACAAUGCCCUGGAGAAGGACAUCUGUGGGAGACACUUUCUUUAUGAUAAGAAAUGUACGAGGUUAGAGAGGACCAGAACUGUGAUUCCUCCGCUGCGAAGAGACUACCAUGUGCACAGACCUGGCAGCCUGCAUCCUUUCAGCCUGUCCAAGGAGCUUUCCCACAGCCAUGCUGGGCGGCCCUUCACCCUGGGCUACACUGAAAGAUAUGAACUGAACACGAGUCCAGCCAUCCUCUUUCCCUCCACGUUAGUCCUCAAUGGCAGAAACACCUUCUCAGUUGAGAACUGCAAGCUCAGCAGGCCUAAGGUGCAUUAUCCAACCUCCAACCUACUGACUGUUAAAGAUCAAUCAAAUCAAAAAAGCCAGUCGUAUCCAGACCCAAUGGUUGGAGCCUCUCGUUCUUUCAUCCACAGGAUAUCUGAGCUGUCCUCUUUGGAGGGAGAGACGGUGAGACAAGAAAAGCUCAAGAAAAUGCGGAAACCUAGAAAACCUUCAUCCUGACAAUCACCUUCUUCCCAGUCACCCUGGUUAAGGAUCAAAACCUUUGAGUCUGUGCCAACGACGUCUGAGCAAAAUAAAACAUUUGGUGGACCGUGCUCGUUUCAGUGGCUCGUUCUAACUGCUUGUUUGUCCUCAGUGAUAUUAGUUUCCUGCUUAACAUGGCUGAUCUUCACUUUCUGGGAUUCCUGACCUGAGCUCCUCUUUUAGUGAUUUACAUGUAGUAUUUACCGUGGUAAACUGCAGCGUUUGCUCCACUGAUAAAUGCUGAUGAUGAAUAUUAUUGAAUAUUUUCAAUCCUCACUCCCAGCUCCCGGUACUCCUCCACUCAGCAUCUGCAUGAACAGAUAUUUAUUUUAUCUUUCUAAUGGCUUGUAAUGGCUGUUAUGUAAUACUGCCAUAUUUAUCACUGUAUCAUUAAUAUGUUACAGAGGCUGUCAAGCUUGCAUCUCAUUACAACAGUGUUUCAAAUA